AUGAAAGCCAUCAAGCUAUCCAGCUCCCUCUUGCUCCUUCUCGGCACCUUUCUCACAGUGUCGGCUGCGCAGCCUAAUGCUUACGCGAACAGCUCCCUUGCUGCUACGACCUGCUCGGAUGAAGGAGCACCACAACGCGUCACACAGCAGCACAAGCGCUCAACACUCCAUCCAUGGUCGCAUCAGAAGCGCUCCGUCCCCUUGCCCGCAAAACGGUCGUACGAUACUCAUCACUACUAUGUAAUCGAGGUGCACGCUCGCUCAGGCGAGCAGCCAGACCCGCGCGCAAUUGCAGAGGCGCUGGGUGCCGAAUUUGUCGAAAGAGCAGGUGAAUUGCAAAACCACUGGCUCGUGCGAUCAGAGAAGCCCUUCCCAGAGCUCAGCGACACACGAGCAAAGCGUGGCGGCGCCGGAACCUCGUCAUCGGCAUCGGCUUCGGCUUCACUCGCACGACCCGAUGUCCCCGAGUCGCAGGACCCCGUCUUACAGCGUUGGUCUCGUAUUCGUCGCUCAGCCCGAGAGCCCGGAUUUAUCACAACGUACAACCUCUCAAAGCGUCAGCACACUGCUGCACUGUCAAUAAAAGCUGUUGAGCGUCAAGAGGUCAGGCGGCGUCAUAAGCGCAACGUCAUCUAUGAUCCAUCAGAGAUGCCACAUCUAUACCCCGAACUUCGUGAUCCACUACCAGCAGUCGACGGCUGGCCUUUUCGUCUGAGAUCGGCGGAUCCCUCACCUCGACCACCCAUGAUCCCGACUGCCAAGACGGCCGAUCUGAUGUCCAAGUUCGAUAUCAAGGAUCCCAUCUUCACCGAUCAGUGGCAUCUUGCCAACGAUCGCAAGACGGGCAACGACCUCAAUGUGACCGCAAUUUGGGAACAGGGCAUUCUAGGUAAAGGCAUCAAAGUGUGCCUCAUCGAUGAUGGCCUCGAUAUGCACAGCCCCGACCUUAGGGACAACUUCUACGCACCGGGCAGUUACGACUUCAACUCGCACACAGAGCUCCCCGAGCCGCGAGAGAGUGACGAUCAGCACGGCACACGAUGUGCUGGUGAGAUCGCUGCCGUCAAGAACGAUGUUUGCGGUGUCGGUGUCGCGUAUGAGGCCAAAGUCUCUGGCGUUCGUAUCCUUUCAGGGCCCAUCUCGGACGUCGACGAAGCUGCGUCGCUCAACUAUGCCUAUCAGGAAAACGACAUUUAUAGCUGCAGUUGGGGACCACCCGACGACGGUCGCAGCAUGGACGCGCCCAAAGGUCUCAUUGCCAAGGCGAUGCUCAAUGGUGUGCAAAACGGACGAGACGGCAAGGGUAGCGUCUUUGUCUUUGCCGGCGGAAACGGAGGCGCCUCGGAUGAUCAGUGUAACUUUGAUGGCUACACCAACUCGAUCUAUUCCAUGACCAUUGCUGCCGUCGACCGCGAGGGGCAACACCCGUGGUACUCGGAGAUGUGCUCGGCCAUCAUCGCUACCAGCUGGAGCUCCGGAAGUGGUGAUCAUAUUCAUACUACCGAUGUCGCCUGGAACGGCGUCAAUCGAUGCACCGGUUCGCACGGAGGUACCAGCGCUGCUGCUCCUUUGGCAGCCGGUGUCAUCGCACUUGGUCUCAGCGUCCGACCCGAGCUGACGUGGCGCGAUGUGCAGCACAUUGCUGUGCGCAGCGCCGUCAAGUUCAACCCAGAAGAUCCUGAUUGGCAACAGACGCAAGCAGGUCAUCAUUUCAACCACAAGUACGGUUACGGUCUCCUCGACGCUUACCAGUUUGUUCAAGAAGCCAAGCGUCACAAGCUUGUCAAUCCGCAAGCUUGGUACGAGUCGCCCAACAUUACGCUACCGGCAACAGAGACGCUCAUCACACAGUCUGGCACCGAAUCCACGUACACCGUCACCGAAGACCACCUCAAGGGAGCCAAUCUGGCCUCCGUUGAGCACGUCACGGUUCGUGUCUGGAUCACCCACCAGCGUCGAGGUGAUGUCAACGUCGAGCUCAUCUCUCCGCAUGGCACCAAGUCGGCUUUGGCGAGGUCGAGACGCUACGAUGACGCGACGACAGGUUUCCCUGGUUGGUCCUUCAUGACGCUCAAGCACUGGGGUGAGUCGCCCACUGGCGAGUGGAAGCUUCGUGUGUUCGAUCCAGCGCAUCCCAACAGAGUAGGCAACAUUUACGCAUGGAGCAUGUCACUGUGGGGAGAAUCCAUCGAUCCGUCCAAAGCGGUGCCGUGGAACUUCCCCGAAGACUCGAUCGAGUACCACGAAAAGCUGCCCGCCGCACCCGAGACAACGAUCAUCAAGCUACCUCCCAGCUACACAUCUUCAGCAAAACUCAAGAAGCCUACCGAUCAUCUUCCGUCUAACCAUGGCAUCGCCGAAGGAGAGUCUCACGUCGAUUUUACCAACCACAACGGCAGCGUUCCGAUCGCGGUGCAGCCCGAAGCGGAUACCGGCUACAUUUCAGGACUCAAGAAAAACAGCAGUUGGGUGAUUGUAGCUGGCGGGUUGGUGAUCAUCUUUGCCGGAUCACUCGCGGCGUUCUUUGUGAUGAGGAAACGCAAGAUGCGUCGCGGUGGCAGUGGUGGAGGAGGACGAGGCGGCAGUGGUGAUGGUGGUUACGAGUCGCUGGCCAACGACGAAGAGGUGGCUAUGGGCGAUUUGGAUGAUGACGGACGCGGAUCGCGACGCGGUGAGAAGUCGCGCAGGACAAAGGAGCUGUAUGAUGCGUUUGCUGAGGGUUCCGACGACGACGAGGAUCAGGCCGCAGAAGCUUCUGCCGGUCGCGGUUUGCUUGGUCGUGGACGCACGGACGAGCCAUACCGUGACGACCUGGAUGAUGAUGAUGAUGGCGAUCGCAGAUUUGCCUUACACGACGAUGACGCCGAGGAAGACGACGACGUAGACGCCGCACGCACUGGUCCUGACACUCAGCAGAAUAGUGGAGCCGCAACUGCAGCCAUUGUCGACAUCGAGGAUGAAGACGAAAGUCCCUCGGGCGGAUCUGGAGCCGGCUCAGCCGGUGAAGGCAGCUGGCAAGAUGCUGCCGAGGGCAGGGAUCUGCUUGCUGGCGCGGGACAGAAAUGA
Mycosarcoma maydis (corn smut) is the source of this 3066-nucleotide messenger RNA. Its product is annotated as putative serine-type endopeptidase. Gene Ontology annotation, biological process: protein processing. The record is from RefSeq and is a predicted model, not a curated record. Lineage: Eukaryota; Fungi; Basidiomycota; Ustilaginomycetes; Ustilaginales. The transcript has a single exon. Gene Ontology annotation, cellular component: trans-Golgi network; Golgi membrane. Gene Ontology annotation, molecular function: serine-type endopeptidase activity. Bases 1 to 3066 code for a protein of 1021 amino acids.